Messenger RNA from Vanessa atalanta (red admiral), 1167 nucleotides. RefSeq lists its product as uncharacterized. Lineage: Eukaryota; Metazoa; Arthropoda; Insecta; Lepidoptera; Nymphalidae. The record is from RefSeq and is a predicted model, not a curated record. The coding region runs from base 1 to 1167 and encodes 388 amino acids. The transcript has a single exon.
AUGGAUGAAAAUGAUGCUCCGAUUGAUGAGAACAGUGUGAAUAAUGAGUUGAGGACUCCAAGCCCGACUAUUUACUUAAGUGAGAUGAUACGGAAAGAAAAAAAAGAGCAUUGUGAGAAAGAGAUAGAAUAUAUACCCAUGGAAGAUGAUGUAGAACAGUGGUCAGCGCGAGUUAAUAAAAGAGAAAGAGAUGAUAAAGACGAAGACGAAGGUUGGCAGACAGUUAUGAAAGAAAAAAAAAUUAAAACUCAAGACACAGAGAUGGAAAUGUACAUUUCAUGUAAAGAAAAGUUUCCCAAACAAUUUGCCCUUGCAAAAUUAUUAAAAGAGUUGAAAAUUACUGAUAUAACUAAAAUAAAAUACUUGAGCCCCUACAAAAUUAGGGUUGAAUUUGAUAAUGUCAACUGUAUGAAUAGAAUGAUGACUUGUGAAGAUUUGUUAAAUAAGGGGUGGAAAUUUCAAAAAGCAUUUCAAGUCAAUUUUACAUAUGGCACAAUCAAGGACGUGGACCUCGAUUUAACGGAAGAAGAAAUUAAAAUGCGCAUUAAAUGUGAUAGUCGCGCGGAAUUAAGUUCAGUGUGUAGAUGGAAACGACGCGAUGCGGAUGGUAACUGGAUUGACUGCGAAAGAGUCCGUCUCUGUUUUAAAGGUUCGUAUUUGCCUACACAUGUCUUCGUGGACAGUCUCCGCAUUAAUGUUGACUCUUACACAUUCCCGGUAUCUCAGUGCUCCAGGUGUUGGAAAUUAGGACAUACACUAUCUAGAUGCCCAUCAGAUAAGAUUAUUUGCCCUAAAUGUGGUGGUAAUCAUGCAAAUUGCGAGACAAAGACGUUUGUUUGUGUUAACUGUCAAGGUCCACAUAUGGCACUCAAUAAAGGAUGUCCUGUUUUCUUGAAUGAAAAAAAGAUCCGCGAGAUCAUGUCUCAAUUUAAUUGUACAUACAGGAAAGCUCGUACAAUGUUACCAGAGUCUCCAAACCAUAAAUACAAAAUCCAAACUGUGAAUACUACCGUUGAUCAAACAUACAUUCACCCAAAUCGCACGUACGCAAAUAUUGUAUCACACGUGUUUCCUCCUACUCAAGUGGAUUCAGAAGAAGAACAAAACGUAAAUCACAUCUCUUCGGCACAAGUUUCAAGUGAACAGACUAAAAUUCCAAUCGAAUAA